Molecule: messenger RNA, 1374 nt
Organism: Pseudomyrmex gracilis
Lineage: Eukaryota; Metazoa; Arthropoda; Insecta; Hymenoptera; Formicidae
Gene: PCID2
Product: PCI domain-containing protein 2
Exons: 5
Coding region: 116-1309 (397 amino acids)
Biological process (GO): transcription elongation by RNA polymerase II; post-transcriptional tethering of RNA polymerase II gene DNA at nuclear periphery; poly(A)+ mRNA export from nucleus
Cellular component (GO): transcription export complex 2
Molecular function (GO): RNA binding; double-stranded DNA binding
Source: RefSeq, a predicted model, not a curated record
UGAUGUAUACAGUGUGUUUCUAGGUUAGUAAAUUUUAAAAAAUCGCGAGAGAUGGCUUUUUUUUCAUAAACCUUGACGGUUCAAUCGCUUUUUGUGGAUGUGCUUCUAAUUAAUUAUGAUCGAAAUGGAUUCUUAUAUAAUGCAGAUUCGGCGAAUAUGGCUCAAUCAGGAUGGAGACGCGUUGGCGGAUCUUCUGUCACUGAGACACAAUCAUGUUUUGAUACCUCAAAUUGGAUCGGAAAGCGCUAUGACUAAAGCUAUGGAACAUUUGACAGCACCGUUAGAUGACCUGGUACUUUGUCACUUAAAAGCUGUUUCCGCCAUGAAUAAGAGCGACCCCUUUUCUAUGUACAAUUAUCAAAGUUCAGCCGUGCAAUGUCUCGCCAAGAUUCUUCAAAUGCAAAAGGAAGAAAACUGGAUGUUGCCGGUAAUGAACACAAUGUGUUUGGAGCUGAGAUUAUCGGCAAUAAGUGCGGAAAAUUCCAAGAACAAUAAAAAUCUAAAACCCGGCGAAGUUUUGGAGAAGUGUGCCGAGUGUCUGAUGGCUUGCUUCCGGGUUUGCGCGGCUGACAGCAGAAGCUCGGAGGAAGACACCAAACGAUGGGGAAUGCUAGCUCUGAUCAAUCAAUUGCUGAAAGUAUAUUUUAGAAUUAAUAAAUUGCACCUGUGCAAACCGUUAAUACGGGCUAUAGAAUCCUCCCCUUAUAAGGAUCAGUUUGCAUUGGCGCAACAAAUAACUUACAAGUUUUUUGUAGGGCGAAAAAACAUGUUUGACAGCGAUUACAAAACAGCUGAUGAAUACUUGACUUACGCCUUCGAGCGUUGUCACAUUCAAUGUAAAAAAAAUAAGAGAUUAAUCCUAACGUAUCUUGUGCCUGUGAAGAUGUUGCUGGGAUAUAUGCCGAAACGGAACCUUCUCGAGAAAUACAAUUUAAUGGAAUUUUGGGAGCUAACGGAAUCCGUGAGAAAAGGAGACUUACGCUCCUUAGAGAGCGUGAUGGCGAAACACGAAACUUUUUUCAUAGACGCCGGCAUUUAUUUGAUUGUGGAAAAACUCAAACUCAUCGCCUAUAGAAAUUUAUUCAAAAAAGUAUACUUGGCGUUGAAUACACAUCAAAUACCGGUGCAGAGUCUUCUGGUUGCGUUGCAAAUGUACGGGAUGGAUGGUAUAGAUAUGGACGAGACGGAAUGCAUUCUUGCAAAUUUGAUUUACGAAGGCAAAAUCAAAGGCUACAUAUCUUAUCAACAUAAAAAAUUGGUUAUAUCUAAACAAAAUCCUUUUCCUCCAUUAUCCUCGAUCGUAAUCUAGUAUUGUGCACUAUUAUUACAAUUACGUAAUUACUGUAUUAUCUUGCAAUAAAUUAUUUUCUACCA